Molecule: messenger RNA, 5289 nt
Organism: Erinaceus europaeus (western European hedgehog)
Lineage: Eukaryota; Metazoa; Chordata; Mammalia; Eulipotyphla; Erinaceidae
Gene: GPR173
Product: G protein-coupled receptor 173
Exons: 4
Coding region: 1305-2426 (373 amino acids)
Biological process (GO): G protein-coupled receptor signaling pathway
Cellular component (GO): plasma membrane
Molecular function (GO): G protein-coupled receptor activity
Source: RefSeq, a predicted model, not a curated record
GAUCGUGCAAAUCUAGGAGAGGGGGGACAGACAGGUCUGAUGGGGUCCAAUUUAGGAUCCCGAGCUCCCAGCUGAGGCCCCAUCCAGGCAGAGUGUCUCCAGCAUCUUGGGAUCCGGAAUUGGGCGAACUGGGAUGGUUCCCAGGCCAGAAGGGUGCUUCCGGCAAGCCCAUGGAGCCCCCAUUUUGCAGCAGGACCCCUCUCAGAUGUUCUGAGCCACCCUCCUCAACCCGGAUCUAAAACCUGGGACACAGCUAUCAGGCCUGCCUCUCUCUCUCUCCCUCUACCCCACCCCCUCUUUCUGGCGUCCAUCCCCUCCUCAACACCACCUCUGCUGCUGCCUCAGACUGUGGACCAGCACCUCUUUCCCUUCACUGCCAGGCCUGGGGAACGGGGUGAGCACCCCCCCAAAUCUGGGGCUCUCCCAGGCCGUGGCCGGAGUGCUCCCAGGGAGGAGCCCCGGACUCUGAGCAUCUGCUAGAGGCUUGGCUGAGGCCCCGUGGGGACUGUGUCUUCUGAGGACAAAAGGCGGCGGCCAGCAGGCAGACUGGGCUUGGGGUGGGGGGUGGGGGCUGGGGACCGGCAGCCAGGCAGGCAGACAGAUACCAGGGGCCAGCACUGGCCCUGCUCUCAGCUUGGCGGUGGCUUGAAGAUGGAGGUGGGAGUGAGGAGUGGGAAAAGCACCUGUCAGGACCCCCACCUGCCAGCUAGCUGGGCACCCUAAGUCUCGGUGCUGCCUACUGGUGUUCCCUAACACCCCUAGCCUGGCCAGUGCACCCCUAUGGUGCCUGGUUCCCCUGAUGCUAGCGAUUUAGAUCAGUCCAGCUGGGUCCACAGCAACAGAAGCAGAAGUAUCACUGGCAGACCAUCAUCGAGGAUCCCACAGUGUUGCCCAGGCUGUAAUUCUGGGGAAGCCACUUGAGCUCCCUCCCUGGAUUCCAAGACAACGCUGCUGAAGGAGCUCAGAGUGUGUCCUACGAGGUGUGCCACUGACCAGCUUAUUUAUUUAUUUAUUUAUUUAUUUUUAACAAGAACACUACUCACCUCUGGCUUAUGAUGGACCUGGAACCUCAGAGCCUAAGGCAUGUAAAUUUUAUUUAUUUAUUUUUUCCUAAAAGAGAGAAUGAAACAGAGAGACCAAGGUACUGCUCAGCUCUGGCAUAUGUUGGUGCUAGGGUUUGAACCUGUGACCUCUGGGGCCUCAGGCAUGUGCAGCUCAGCAAGAUACUGAUGGAGUCCCCCAGGGCCCAUCGAAUACCAAACUGGCUGACCCCGUAGGGUUGGGAGCAGCUUCUGCCCCUCAGCAUGGCCAACGCCACUGGCGAAUCUGAGGAGGUGAGCGGUGCCCUGUCCCCACCAUCAGCAUCGGCUUAUGUGAAGCUGGUGCUGCUGGGACUGAUCAUGUGUGUAAGCCUGGCAGGCAAUGCCAUCUUGUCCCUGCUGGUGCUCAAGGAGCGUGCCCUGCACAAGGCUCCUUACUACUUUCUGCUGGACCUGUGCCUGGCCGACGGCAUACGCUCUGCUGUCUGCUUCCCCUUUGUGCUGGCUUCUGUGCGCCACGGCUCUUCAUGGACCUUCAGUGCACUCAGCUGCAAGAUUGUGGCCUUUAUGGCCGUGCUCUUUUGCUUCCAUGCGGCCUUCAUGCUGUUCUGCAUCAGUGUCACCCGCUACAUGGCCAUCGCCCACCACCGCUUCUAUGCCAAGCGCAUGACACUCUGGACAUGUGCAGCUGUCAUCUGCAUGGCCUGGACCCUGUCUGUGGCUAUGGCCUUCCCGCCUGUCUUUGAUGUGGGCACCUACAAAUUUAUCCGUGAGGAGGACCAGUGCAUCUUUGAGCAUCGUUACUUCAAGGCCAAUGACACGCUGGGCUUCAUGCUUAUGUUGGCUGUGCUCAUGGCAGCCACACACGCUGUCUAUGGCAAGCUACUCCUCUUCGAGUAUCGUCAUCGAAAGAUGAAGCCAGUGCAGAUGGUGCCAGCCAUCAGCCAGAACUGGACAUUCCAUGGCCCUGGGGCCACCGGCCAGGCUGCUGCCAACUGGAUCGCUGGCUUUGGUCGUGGGCCCAUGCCACCAACCCUGCUGGGUAUCCGGCAGAAUGGGCACGCAGCCAGCAGGCGACUGCUGGGCAUGGACGAGGUCAAGGGUGAAAAGCAGUUGGGCCGAAUGUUCUAUACAAUCACACUGCUCUUCCUGCUCCUCUGGUCACCCUACAUCGUGGCCUGUUACUGGCGAGUAUUUGUGAAAGCCUGCACCGUGCCCCACCGUUACCUGGCCACUGCUGUUUGGAUGAGCUUCGCCCAGGCUGCUGUCAACCCAAUCGUCUGCUUCCUGCUCAACAAGGACCUCAAGAAGUGCCUGAGGACUCAUGCCCCCUGCUGGGGCACAGGAGCUGCCCCUGCUCCUAGAGAACCCUACUGUGUCAUGUGAAGCAAGCUGAUAGGCAGAUAGGCAAGGAGAAAAUCAUGGUCACUCUGAUGGGGCCAACAGAAAGGGAGGGGUGGGGCCCCAUCCGGGACCCUUUCUUUCUGAGCUAUUGUCCCUAGUCCCUCAAAUCACCCCCAAACCUAGGCAACUUUGCCAAUGCCUCCCCAGGGUUGAGGAAUUGGAAAGAGGCAUUUCUAGCCUGUCUCCUCUGCCUCCUUCUCCUUUAUAAUCUCUCUCUCUCUCUUUUCCUGCUUCCCUAGUGCCCCUCCCUCUCCCUCUCCCUCUCCCUCUCUCUUUUCCUGCUUCCCUAGUGCCCCACCCUUUCUCUCUCUCUCUCUUCCUGCUUCCCUAGCUCUCUCUCUCUCUCUCUCUCUCUCUCUCUCUCUCAGAAGUGACAAUUCAGAAAAGAACAAAACUGAACAUGCAGGUUUUUCUAACAGUGAAGGAGACAGGCUUUCUUGCUUUAAUGUCUCUUCUUCUGACAUUGUACAGAAGGGGGAAAUUUGUCUUGUAAAAUAGACUUCCAGAGUUAUUAUUGCCCUCCUCUGCUCCCAUGAACCCUCUCCUUCCAAGUCCUUUAGCAAGGCCUGGAUACUUAGGGAGAAAAUGAUCUGCUGACAAGAAGGACUGAAGUGGGUGUUGGGUCCUCUGGGAGCAGAGAUGUUUAAUUGCUAUGUUGUGUGCAAUGUUGUUUUAGGCUAUCCCUGGUCCCAAGCCCAGUCUCCUUUCUGUCCCCACUGUGUGAACAUCUCCGAAGUGUUUCUUGAACAACAGUUUGAGAAACCAGGAGGAAAGGGAGCUUAGCCCUGGUGAGGGGCCCAGGCUAGGUGAAGCUGCAUGCCUUGAGCUGAAGAAUCCCAAGCUUGACUGCAGUCUCUGGAGCUGACGCCUGGAUUCCUGGCCCCUGGCUCUUCUUCCUGAGAAUGAAAAUCUACUACAAUCCCACAAGGGCUAAUGUGGGUGCCACACAGGCACAUGUGGUGCCCCAAGAAAGUGUAGAGAGAGCUCUGAACUUAACAGAGCUGGAUUCCAGCUCUUUAGGAUCAAAGAGUAGAAUUCAACCCCAGAGUUGUCUCCUGGGCUCACACUACUCUCCUGAAGAUUACAAUUCUAUUUUGGCCUUGGUAACUCAUAGUGGUACACAUUCCAAGGCAUGGUGGUCCUGAAUCCAUUCCUAUCUAACCUCUUUUUGUCAUCCUCAAGACACUCUGUGGUAGCCCUUGGCCUUCUGGGGCCUCAGCCCCAAUCUUCCUUCCUCCUGCCAUCCUUAUCUUUACCCCAAAUGGAAUGGACUGCAGCCAGAUUCUCUAGGUGGGCUAUCCCAAGCCUCCCUUCCCUCCCAGGCAGACACCACUCUGGGCUCAAGUCAAGGACAGUUCUUGUGGACUGGUGAGCCAAACUGGCACUCAUUUGCUGGUCUUGCCCAGGUUCUUUGACGCCCCCCUCUCAUUUCCUGGGAGAGGGGAGAUGUGGACCCUUUCCUUUCCUUGUAAAAGCUUCAUCCUAAACUCCUUCCCUAACCCAAGACAUCCCCAGAACUAGGGAUUCCUUGACCUGAGAGGAAUAGGAAGUGUACUCCAGGCAGGAGUUUGGCUGUGGAAUGGCACUGGAAAAGCAAGCCAGAGAGGUUGAGAGUCUGGGGAUGGGGGGGGAGUACCUGUUCUCUCAGUGAUAGUGAUGGGGGUGCCUUUCCCAAGGGGUGGGGUGGGGGGACCACAGGGGUGGGGAUAGGUAGGGUACCUUCAGGAGGAUUUUCCUCCAUUUCUUUUUUCUAACUGCCUGGAUUCAUCAUUUGGAUUUUGUAAAUGGAAACUUAAAUGAACAAUGUUAUACUGGAUGUUUUCUCUUUCUGACUGUGUGUGUGUGUGUGUCUGUGUGUCCUGUCUGCAUGGCCACAUGGUCAAGCGAGACUGUGUUUCUGUGUGACUUUGUGUGGAGAAGCACUCCUGCUUGGUGCACACAUGUGAACAAAUGCCUGUAUAUGAAGACUUGUGGUGUACACACACAUACACACACAAACACACACACACACACUCUCUCUCUCUCUCUCUCUUAGUUGAGAGGAGACAAACUAGAGCAUGUGUGUACAACAGAGUCUGUUGGAGAUGGAACUUGAAAACUAUGGGUAUGUAUGUAGCAAGAAGGUACAGCCCUUCUCAUAGUAUCUUCCUACCUAAAUUCAGGUUUUGAACGUGGGGGUGGGGAACAGAAUACUACUUGAGAAUCCCUUCUCUCCACAAAGCCUGCAGCCCCUAAACACCACUCCCAACUCCUUUAUCAGUCUCCUCUCCAAAACCUAAGCAAGGUGUUCCUGAAAUUGGACCACCAUGGAGAACAGGGAGUGGGAAUUGGGAGUCAUACUUGGGGAACAGAUGAGGUUAGGAAAUACUCCUCCAAAGUAAUUACUUCUGGAAAGACUUCUUGGUCUUGGUCCAGAGCCUUCUGAAGGACCCGCUUUAUACAGUUGGGACUUUGGUAAGCUUUGAUUAAAUUCAGAGUGAGGGAUGUUACUGGGGAAGAAACCCAAGCCUGGGAGUCUACCCAGCCAGCCUGCUCCUUGGAAACUCUAUUUAUUCUUUACUUAUUCACUCAGAUGCAUAGAAUUGAGUUGACCAUACUCCUCAGUUCUUGACACACUAGAUCAUCAUUGGUCCAUGCCAGGUCCUUUUAUUAUUUAUUUUGUUUUGUCCCUUCAUCACCCAUCCCUGAUCCUAUCCUGCUUCCCACAAAGGCACCCACUCUCGUGUAUUUAACAUAUGUCCUUCCAAUCCACCGUCCAUGUGUUUAUUUACAUAUAUGUGUAUCUGUGGAAAAUAUACGGUAUUGUUAUGUGUUUUAAUUUACAUAAACAGUAUUGUACUAUAAA